CCCUAUCCAGCUUUAGAAGCGAAGGGAUUUCAGCGGUGGCUGCUGUCAGACGGUCGUGCGUGCUCGCAGAGCGCUGAAAUUAACCAGAGCUGGUCAGUUGCACAGAGGCCGAACAAGGGAGGAGGAGAGAGGGAAAGGAUCCGCGAUUAUUAGCAGCUGCUGCUGCUGCUGCUGCUUCCUGGUCAUUUGCGGCGGGCCGUGGGCUUGAGCUUCGUCCAGGUUAGGACUGCAUUGCUGCCAGAGGAGGGAUGGAUGUAGGGGUGGACUUGUACAUUGCAGUCCCGCUGCUGUUCACCGUCUUGGCGAUCGUUCUAGCAUCGGUCUUUGUGAAGCUGAGAUCCUCCUCGGAAGGGGAGAAAGCUGAGGAGGCGGCAGCAGCAGCAGCAAAGGAAGAAGGAGACCCCCGAGUCCAAGAGGACGAGGCGAGUGCUGCUGCGGCAGACGGAGGAGAGGAAGUCCAGGAUGCUGAAGGCGAAGCAGAACCAGGCAGAGAAGGGCUUUCGAAAGACCAAGUGGAGCCGGUCGAAGCCAAGGCAGAGGUGAGGUGGGAGGAAUUCGGGGCUGUGGAGGAGGAGGAGAAAAAGAUAAAGAAGAGAGAAGACAAGGAAGAGCAGCACCGGGAGAAGGGGAGCAAAGAGGAGGCGGCGGAGGAGCCUGCAAAGAGGACUGCAAUAACAGAACAGCAGAGUCAUCCCCGAGAGGGGAAGAUUCCCAGCCAGGCUGCUGUGGCUGCGCUCGCUACUGCUCCGGUGGCGGUAGAAGAGCAAGAGGAGGAGGAGGAGGAAGAGGAGGAAGAAGAGGAGGAGGAGGAAGAAGAGGAGAGCAAGGAGGAAGAUCAAGAAUCGGAAAAUGAGAAACUAGUGGUGAAGGAACCUGAAAUGGAAGAUGCAGAUGAACAGUUCUCCUUUAAAUAUAGUCCUGGGAAACUGAGGGGAAACCAGUAUAAAACCAUGAUGACCAAAGAAGAACUUGAAGAGGAACAAAGGAUUGAGCUGACCUCUGACCUCACAUCCCUGUAGCAAGUACCUUAGGUCCUCGGCCACAAACAUUCUUACAAAUCUUUUUGAACUGAAGACUAUAUGAAGUUAUCCCUAGACUCUUCCUAAGGCUUUUCCUUUGGCAUCUUUAAAGGCUUGAGAAAAACCAAAAACCAAAACCAACCAGUUACGCAUUCACAACCGAAAAAUAAAUAACCCCUCAAAAUGCAGGACUUUCUCUUUGGCUGAAGCUGACUUCCUCAAAAUAAAUCCUUGUAAUAUCAAGACUGGAGAGAAUCUGUGUGUUUGGUCCUGAGAAUUACAUGGACUAGAGAAAGUGAGAUGUUAUAUUUUGAGGGUUCUGAUCUUGGAUGUGAAAGAACCUUCAACAAAACAAGCACACCGCUGCAUCCCCCAAACAAUAAAUCUCAUCAGACAGUAUGAAAAAAGGUUGCCCAUCUCAUUGGAGUAGUCCAAACAUAUCAUUAACUAGUCCCUUUCCACCACUGUGCCCUGGACCAAAAGCUUUCUUGAUACCUUUGAAGACAAUGCAUUGAGAUUUAAAGCAUUAUGAAGGCUCCUUUCACCCCUAGGUGGAGGGUUGGUUGUUGUAUGAUAUAAACUAGGGGUAGGCAAACUUCUUGGUCGCAUGGGCACAUUUGGCAAUUUGAGAAACUCUCCUGAACACCACCACAAAUUGGGCAAUGCUACAAAUGAAACUAUCAGCAUGCAGCCACUUGCCAUCUUCAUUUCCUAAGGAUGUCUCUGAGCCCCUCACGUGGCCUAGGGGCAUUCAAGGGAAAAGAAGAUGAGAGCAGCUAGUGACCCUCACUUUGCUUUGAAGUGAUCCCAGCUGCCAGUAAGAAAUUUUGUUAUUUAAAAAAGAAAAAAGAAAGUAGGAGGGGGUAGGUCACGUUGGCGGGCACUAACAAAUGUGUCCAAGGGCACACUGGUACCCACAAGAGCCAUGUUGCUUACCCCUGAUGUAGAAUCUAGUGUAGUCAAUCUUGCUUCGUAGCCUUUUGAAGAAGGGACAGUCCUCCAUCUUAGGUAGAGAGAAGUCCUAAGAAUUAAGAAUGAUUUGCAGUGCAAUCCUAGGCAUGUCUGCUCAGAAGCAAGUCCCGCUGAAUUCAAUGAGGCCUACUCUGAAAUAAGAGUAUAGGAUUGCAGCCUUAGUUUAAUGGCUUGUGACUGAUUUUCAUCAUGAGGACUAGAGCUUCAUUAAUGCUUGAUAGCCAAUGCUUCUGUUUACUUGGUCCUUGCUCCUGUUCCCAAGUAUGGAAUUUGAAAAUGUAAAUUAUAAAAUGUAAGGCACCCAUUCAGUUAUUAAUUAUAAAUUUUCUGAGUAAUAUCAAA
Elgaria multicarinata webbii is the source of this 2333-nucleotide messenger RNA. RefSeq names its product matrix remodeling associated 7 (gene MXRA7). NCBI's taxonomy places the organism in Eukaryota, Metazoa, Chordata, Lepidosauria, Squamata, Anguidae. The coding region runs from base 249 to 1019 and encodes 256 amino acids. The transcript has 5 exons. The record is from RefSeq and is a predicted model, not a curated record.